AUGCCAAUCACCCCACAGCAUCCGCGCCAGAAUGUCGGCCCUUUCAUCGAUAAUUUGAAUCACCUAUACGGUCUUGAAAUUCCAAACCCCAAAAUUUCUUCCCCGUCAGCUCUUGAAACGCAAACUUCGCUUCGGUGGCGAGUGUACAAGGGUCUUAAACGGCUCUACUACCAGCGCAAACCGGGCCUGGAUCGGUUGAUCCAUGGCUUCGACGAAUGGGUGGAUGGGCAGAAUUUACCCCGGACCCGUUCAGGGAACGUGCACGCGACCCGGACCAGACGCAAACGCAGCGAAGAGCCGACGAUUUUGAACGACGAGGAGAGAAAUAAGCGACUGGAAUAUCUGCACAGGUUAAUUGAAGAUGAGAUCUGGGAAGCGGAUGGUGGGACGUUGAGAGUGAAACACGUCUCGGAAAGUUCCACGGAUCGGUCCACGCAGUCUGGGUCACCUAAGAAGCGGAGAUUAUUUGAAGCGGAGGAUGAGGGGGACGACGAGUUUCAUACUGCGCCUAAUUCGCCGACAAGAUCUGCCAGGCCAGUCCGAUCGCCUGGGAUUGACUUGGCGAAGCUUGAAUUGGCGGUUCAGGAUGGUGCGAAUGACUCGGAUGGGUCUGGAUUAGCUGCUCCUGAUGGGCGAUUGGGGACGAUGAGACCACCCUCCAGCUUUGUAGAAAGAUUGACUGCAUAUCAGCCUGCUCUCCGCACAGAUCCUAGCAAAGGCUACGAUGCAGUUCCACCUGCAAGCGAAGAAUUGACCACAAGCUUUAUGACGACGACCUCGGUGUCUUCAGUGUUUACAUCUCGUUUGAAUCGGUCUUUUGACACAGACAUUACAGAGCCACUUGCGACGCAGUCGAGCUACACGGAUUCUGUGGUGGGUUGGAUGGAGCGAACCAUGACUGAUAUGGUCGAGCCGAUGGACGAAAAGAGUGCCAUUCGAGAUCAACUAGUCGAUAGUUUACUUCGGCACGGGCCAUUCUCAUUUGAGCAAACACUUAACGAGAAGAUCCCCUUGAGGUUUCGCUAUGAGUUGGAACGGAUUGGACGAGCAUGGAAUGUGCCACUGAAGAACAUGCUGAAGGGUGAUAAAGCCCCCUUUGCGAGUCAGGAUUCUUUUUGGGAGUGGAUCACACUCAAUCAUACCCAGCGUUGUGCACGACCAGUCCCGGAACGAUCCCCAUCCAAGGCUUGGGAUGCAGCUGUGGACGAUUUCAAGACAGAGAAAGCUUCAGAAGUGGUCAUCAUGUCUGGCAAUCUCGAGUGGUGCUCAGAGUCCGAGCCUGGCAUCCUUAAAUUGAACUUUGGCCCACUGAAGACGGACAAGACGUGUCGGUUUCACCGGAGAUUUGGAUCGGAUAGAUUCAUGACACUUACCUUGCCAGCCCCGGCUCGGCCACCGAAGUAUCUCCAAUUCCUCGACCAUCCAAGCGUGCUUCGCCAAAGCAUUGCUUUUUGGCUGACGCGACAUGAUCACAAAUGCUUGGGACGAACGUGGCGACCGUUCUUUGUCGAACAAGGGAAAUCCAAGGGUAAAGAGAGGAAGGAUCCCUACUUUCGCAUUGACUUUUUCGCUGUGGAUGGAAUGGAUUUCAAUCACAAUCCUCUUCAUAUGUUUCCCAUUGCACCACCGCAUCAAAAGAGCAAUACGCGUACUCCAAUGAGCGUGGAUAACUUGCUUGAGUGGCACAUGUCCUCUGCAGAAAACACUGGUCAGAGCAACUGUAAACUGUUCCAACGAAUUUCCCUAGGUUUGUCCAAGACGUUCGCCUCUGUGACUCUAAGACCUUCUCAGGUUGUCCGCUUGAGAGAUGACCCUUCGCGAAAGCUUCAAAUGAAUGAUGGCUGCGCCCUGAUGUCUAGAGGUUUGGCGAAUGCUAUCUGUGAUAAGCUGGGUAUCACCGGCGCCACGCCCAGCGCAUUCCAAGGUCGUAUUGCUGGGGCCAAGGGACUCUGGAUGGUGGACAGACAUGAAUCUUCACUUCGCAGCUUUGGUGAGGGCGCUGGCAGCGAUAUCUGGAUCCAAAUAUCCGAUACCCAGCUCAAGAUUCACCCACAUCCUCAAGAUUGGAGCGAAUCGUUUGAUCCCGAGCAAUUGACAUUCGAGGUUGUCAAGUGGUCCAAACCCCUGAACCCCGUCGAUCUAAACAUCCAGCUCUUGACUAUUCUCGCCCACGGUGGAAACUGUCGUAAUUACAUUGCCGAAUUAACUCGAAAGAGUAUCCGAGAGCCCUUCGAGAAACUAGCUGAUGUGCUCGAUCGCAACAGCAACGUUGCUUGCCGGGCUUUGCUGCAGGAGCUCAGAUCCUCGGGUGAGAAUGUAGCCAACAAGGCUCGGCAGCUGGAUCGAUGGGCGGCCAACGAUGCUGAGUUUAUCAUGCGUUUAUGUGAGGCAGGAUUUGCUCCGCGGACAUUCCAUCCCCUUCGCAAGCGUAUCCAGUAUUUCCUAAGUAAUCUUCUUGAUCGCUAUACGGAAGACCUUCAUAUCCAGGUGCCACUUUCGACGUAUGCGUUUUGCAUCGCUGAUCCGUACGAGGUUCUCGAGCCGGAUGAGAUUCAUUUUGGAUUCUCGAAAAAUUGGAAGGAUCCCGAUGGACAGUUUGAAGAUAACCUAUUGGAGGGUAUGGACGUUCUUGUCGGUCGACUCCCCGCUCACGUUCCGUCUGAUAUUCAGCGGCGGCGGGCGGUUUGGAAAAGCGAGCUUCGCCAUUUCAAAGAUGUGAUUGUGUUUCCGACGAAAGGAGACCAGCCUCUUGCUGAUAUGCUUUCCGGCGGUGACUACGAUGGCGAUACGCCUUGGGUCUGCUGGGACCCGAGGAUUGUGAAAAGUUUCCGGAAUUCCAACAUGCCUACGGAAUCUUUACCUUUUGAUCACUUUGGUCUGACAAAGUAUUCGAUUCCAAUGUCCGAGGUGCAUUCUACCGAGGAGUUUUUGCAUGGUGCCUUUGAGUUCAACCUUACCGUAUCAAAUCUCGGACGUUGCACCGUCGAGCAUGAGAGGAUUGCGUAUCAUCAAUCACUUGAUUGUCCGCAAGCUAAAGAGCUUGCCUGCCUGCUCAGUCAUUUGGUCGAUGGACGAAAAGGCGGUGUUCAUCUCUCGGAGCAGGCAUGGCAAGCAUUUCGCAAGAAAAUCAGUCCACGCGGACGGCCGCCUCCAGCGUACCGAGAUUCCGACGAAAAGCCAAAGAUGAGCAAUAUCAUUGAUUAUCUGAAGUUCCAAGUUGCCUCAAAGGAGCGAUACAAAAUUCUGGCCGAACUGGAGAGCCGAUUCCCCGAAUCGGAAUCCUCAGAUGAGAUAGACGACGAUCUCGCCCGUCCGUGGAACGACGCCUCAGAAGCAGCCAAAGUAGACCAAGAGUCUGGCGGCGAUCUCAGACUCGACCUGGACAAAGUCACCCAAUCCAUCGAAAAGCUACACAAAGACUGGAUCGCCAUGAAAAGCAACGAGAUGCCUUAUACCAUUCGCAUUCGGCAAACCGCCGAAAGUGCCCGAGCCUUAUCACCCCCGGAAGCCGGAUCGCAUCCUCUCGCACACACAUGGCGCAACAGCGCGUAUGAAUGGCGCCGUCUGCUUGCUUCAUGUGCGUACCGAAGAUACCGAAACUCGUUCUUCCCGUUCCGUGCCUUUGGCGACGCGCUGUGUCAAUUGAAGUCUUCCACUGUGCCGUCACGGACUAUUGCCAAUGAAGUUGUGGCCUGUUUGCGAAUCAAUCAGAAGAUGGCUUCUCGCCUCGUGGCGGGUGAAUUACUUGUGCAUAAUGCCGAGGUUGAGGAUAGUCAGUAUGAAGGGGAAGAUGCCAUUCUGGAGGCGAUUUUGUUGAGCCAGGAUGUGAAAUACUAUGAUGAAUUGGAUGAUGGGAUGUCGGUGGAAUAA
This is a messenger RNA of Penicillium daleae, 3870 nucleotides long. Its product is annotated as RNA dependent RNA polymerase. NCBI's taxonomy places the organism in Eukaryota, Fungi, Ascomycota, Eurotiomycetes, Eurotiales, Aspergillaceae. The coding region runs from base 1 to 3870 and encodes 1289 amino acids. Gene Ontology annotation, biological process: siRNA processing. The record is from RefSeq and is a predicted model, not a curated record. Gene Ontology annotation, molecular function: RNA-directed RNA polymerase activity. Gene Ontology annotation, cellular component: nuclear RNA-directed RNA polymerase complex. The transcript has a single exon.